Messenger RNA from Arachis ipaensis, 3047 nucleotides. RefSeq lists its product as uncharacterized. Gene Ontology annotation, molecular function: protein kinase activity; ATP binding; protein serine/threonine kinase activator activity. Gene Ontology annotation, biological process: protein phosphorylation. Lineage: Eukaryota; Viridiplantae; Streptophyta; Magnoliopsida; Fabales; Fabaceae. The record is from RefSeq and is a predicted model, not a curated record.
AUCCGGAGAGGAGAGGAGAGAAGUGAGAACUCAGAAGUGAAGAGGGCAGGGAAAGCGAACCGGUGCGAAGUGAAACGAACAGUACAAGUACAUGGAGGGACAAGAUGAAGCCCAAAGCAGGAACAUGGGACACGUCAGCAGCUAGAGAAGACCAGUCGAUAGUAUGAGAGCGUGUGUUGUACUUCCUCUCUCUCUUCUCCCUCUCCUAGGCCGGCACACCACCAGACACACCCUCUCUCCUCUCCCUCUCUCUCCCACACAGCUCCCUAAAUCGCAGGAACAAGCACCAACCCAUUCUUGCAACAAAGAAUCAUAUCAAACUCCCAAACACACCACAAAAGUCAAUUCUCUUUCUUCCGAGUUCCAAUAAUCUUCAUCGAGAUGCAGGUCAACACUGCUCAACCCACAGUCUGACCAACCUAAGCAGAUCCCCUCUCUUCCUCUCUAAUUUCAUUCAUCCAUCCAUCACCAACAAUAACAAAACGAACAUGACCUCUUCUUCUUCCUAUUAUUCUAGAAGCUUCUCGGCGAACCCGCGGGACUACAAGCUUCUGGAAGAAGUCGGAUUCGGCGCCAGCGCAACCGUCUACCACGCCGUUCACAUCCCCUCGAACGAGCAAGUCGCCGUGAAGGUCCUGGAUCUGGACCGAUGCAACAGCAACUUCGACGACAUACGGCGAGAGGCUCAGACCAUGAGCCUCAUCGAUCACCCCAACGUCGUCCGCGCCUUCUGCUCCUUCGUCGUCGACCGGAGUCUCUGGGUGGUUAUGCCGUUUAUGGACCAAGGCUCCUGCCUACACCUCAUGAAGGUCGCAUACCCCGACGGCUUCGAAGAAGAUGCCAUUGGAUCCGUACUCAAGGAGACACUCAAGGCUCUUGACUACCUCCACCGCCAUGGCCACAUCCACCGCGAUGUUAAGGCUGGGAAUAUACUUUUGGAUUCCAAUGGCGAUAUCAAACUUGCUGAUUUCGGUGUUUCUGCUUGCAUGUUUGAUGCCGGCGAUAGGCAGCGGUCCAGGAACACUUUUGUUGGAACUCCUUGCUGGAUGGCACCGGAGGUGCUGCAGCCUGGAACUGGUUAUAAUUUCAAGGCUGAUAUUUGGUCUUUUGGGAUUACGGCGCUUGAGCUGGCUCAUGGUCAUGCACCUUUCUCGAAAUAUCCUCCCAUGAAGGUGCUUCUAAUGACCAUACAGAAUGCCCCUCCGGGCCUUGAUUAUGAUCGGGAUAGGAAGUUCUCUAAGUCUUUUAAGGAAAUGGUUGCUAUGUGCUUGGUAAAAGAUCCGACAAAGAGACCGACGGUGGAGAAGUUACUGAAACAUUCUUUCUUCAAGCAAGCCAAGCCUCCUGAGCUUUCUGUAAAGAAAUUGUUUGCCGACUUACCUCCACUUUGGAAUCGCGUAAAAGCUCUGCAGCUUAAAGAUGCUGCUCAACUAGCACUAAAGAGAAUGCCUUCUGCAGAGCAAGAAGCAAUAUCUCAGAGUGAAUAUAAGCGAGGAGUUAGUGCAUGGAACUUUGAUCUUGAUGAUUUGAAAGCUCAGGCUUCAUCGGUAGAGAACAAUGAUGGUUUUGCCGAGAUGAGGGAAGAAGAUGAACCCAAAAGUGUUAGCGAGUACAAGGAUACAACUGAUUUUCAGCUUAAUGUGGACAAGAAUUCAGAAAACUCACAAGAAGAUGAGUUUGGACUAGAAGUAGGUGUUUAUCAUCACACACCACAAAGUGAGAAGAGAAAUGGAUUGGUUGCCGAGGCAUCACCUUCUACCCUAGAUAAGGAUACAGGAUUGAGCAAGACCAAAAUUCAAUCAACGAGGAUUCGUAAAACCCAGAGUGGGCCACUGGUGCCAGGCACAGUUCUUGGUCAUUCUUUACCUGAUAGAGGGUCUACAUUUGAAAGGUUAGAGAGUGAAAAUCAGUCAUCAGGUGACAAAAGUAGUCGUGAUUCCCGACGAGCUCCCAACUUUAGUGGUCCAUUGAUGCUUCCAAACAGAGCUUCAGCAAAUAGUUUAUCAGCUCCAAUAAAAUCUUCUGGAGGAUACAGAGAUACUUUGGAUGAUAAAUCUAAGACUAAUCUAGUGCAAAUCAAAGGACGAUUCUCAGUGACUAGAGAGAAUUUAGAUCUGGUGAAGGAUAUCCCCGUAAGUUCAGUUUCACGCAGAUCUUCACAGGGAUCACCGCUGAGGAAAUCUGCCAGUGUUGGUGAUUGGAUGCCGGAUGCCAAACAAAUGCCAGUUGGUCAGUCAUCAAAAGAUUCUGCGAAUAUCAAUGUUUCUGCCUCACCUCUUAUACCUCACCUUCAAAACCUUUUUCAUCAGACAUCUAUUCAACAGGAUCUCAUAAUGAAUCUUUUGAAUAGCUUGCAACCUGCCGAGGCAGUUGAUGCUUCUCAGAAUGGAAAGUUGCCACCAUUACCUCGCACUCCAGAGAACAAUGGGAAUAUCGAAACAACAGCCUCGGAGAGGGAGCAACUGCUACUGCUAAAAGUUUCAGAACUUCAAGCACGGAUGAUGAAUUUGACCGAUGAAUUGAAUUCUGAAAGGUUAAAAUACCAGCAGUUGCAACAACAGUUAAAUGCUCUUUACAGUCAAGAACAAAAUGGAAAAAGAGGAGUUGCAUGAAAGCAGAGAGAUAAGUUAUGAUUUAUCUUUAUAGUGAGGUUUUGUGGCAUUCCAAGGCUCGGCAAGCGCAAAAAUAUGCCGAAAUGAUAUUCUGCCAAAGGUUAAAUCUCAUUAUUAUUUGUUCAUUGAAAAUUCUGUGAUGUAAAUGAGCUGCUGCUUCGUCUUCAUCUGUUGUAUCAUAUUUGCUAAGUGCUAUGAACUGUGACAAUUAGUGAGAGCAAGGUUAUGGGGACACAACCCCUGGAGGAGUAUGUGACCAUUCCCUCCUACAUAUUGGACCUGUUAUUAUUACUAUAUUGUUGCAUAUUAGCUUUGUAUAGUUUUGUUAUUGUAUUUUGCUAACUGAAUAAUAAUGAGUUGAUACUAAAUCAGUCUCAACUUAGUGAAAUAUAUAUUUUCCAGCUGCUAAAUAUUCAAGUUUGUUUUGGCAUUGAA